Molecule: messenger RNA, 2541 nt
Organism: Diachasma alloeum
Lineage: Eukaryota; Metazoa; Arthropoda; Insecta; Hymenoptera; Braconidae
Product: facilitated trehalose transporter Tret1-2 homolog
Exons: 8
Coding region: 302-1972 (556 amino acids)
Biological process (GO): transmembrane transport
Cellular component (GO): membrane
Molecular function (GO): transmembrane transporter activity
Source: RefSeq, a predicted model, not a curated record
UAUGAGGCACGCUCGACCAGUCUGUCGUCAACGACCGACUUCAGCAGUUUUGGUACAGGGCAGCUGUCUCUGACAGUUGCAUCAUCGAUUUAUCCGAGUCAAGUCAGGUGAAUAAAAAUGGUGGAAUUUGACGUGCCAAUGGCGAUGAGUUGACGUGAAAGUGUCUAGGAGAAUUAACAAAGAAAUAAUAGUAGAUAACGGAAGAUUAACAGACCCAAAUUGAAAUUAUUUUGUGAAUUUCGAGUGAAGUUCAAACACGCAGAAGAAUCAGUAUUUACUUGGCUGUGAAGGAUAGUUUAUAAUGGACCCUUAUUCCCUGAGUGUUGAACGCGAAGCGUCAAAGAACAUAGAGGAAAACGAGAGAGAAUGCUUCAAGGAUGCAAUUGUCUCCAGCAGAAGUCUGAACAAAGGCUUUGUCGAGCCUACACGUCUCAAAAAUGCAAUUCCCGAGAUCACAGCCUGUGUCCUCACCGCAUCGUUUCACAUCGCUGUGGGCCUCAGUAUGGCAUACUCAGCCAUAUUAAUUCCCAAAAUAGAAAUUAAUAAUGACACUCUCGUCGAGGCUAACAGCACCCAACUGUGGGCUACUAAGGCUGAAACUUCCUGGAUAGCAAGUGUUGUUGUAAUCGCGGCACCGAUAGGCUCCCUCCUGGGUGGUUUCCUAAUGGAAACAGUGGGUCGUCUUCGAACAUUGCAAAUUGGAACGAUACCCAGUGUCAUCGGUUGGAUCCUUAUAGCCACAGCAACAAACAUUCCCAUGAUCCUAGUGGGAAGAAUUCUCUCGGGAAUGUCAACAGCCCUAGCCACUUCACCUGCAAUAGUGUACAUAACAGAAGUGGCUAGGCCUGAGUUACGAGGCUCCCUGAUGUCAUUCGGACCCACCCUGGCAUCACUGGGAAUGGUGCUUGUCUAUCUCAAGGGUACAUUCCUGGAUUGGCGUCUUGUUGCCUGGUUGAGCAUCAUUUACGCCGUUGUACCAGUAUUUGCCAUCCAAUUGUUCGUUCCCGAAUCGCCUGUGUGGCUUGUUGCCAAGGGACGCAAUGAUGAGGCCAAAAAAGUAUUAGAAUGGCUGUACAAGUCUGACGUUCAAUAUGGGAAGAUCCCUGCAGCUGAGCAGCAUUACACCACCAUAACGAAGGAGAAUGAGAUUAAAUUGAGUGAACAGAGGAGGAGCAAACACGGUGGUGCCAGCACCAAAGUCAGGGCUUUCUUCAAACCAACUGGCUGGAAACCACUGCUCAUUCUCUUUCUACUGUUUUUAUUCCAGCAAUUCUCGGGGAUUUAUAUCACUCUGUUUUACGCUGUCACGUGGUUUGUGGAAGCCGGAGCAAAAAUUGAUCCCUAUACAUGUUCAACCUUCGUCGGUCUCACCAGAUUCUUCUGCUCUAUGGUGAACACCUGGUUACUGAGGCGAUACAAAAGACGAGUUCUGUGCAUCAUCUCGGCCCUUGGGAUGGCCCUCUGCAUGGGCAUCUCCGGGUACUUUACGUUUGUCAUCAAGAGAGAUAACCGAGAGGAGGAUCCACGUGCAAUAGCACCUGUUAUCUGUCUCCUGCUUUACGUGUGCACUUCCAUGAUUGGAAUGCUAACUAUUCCGUGGACAAUGACUGCUGAACUGUUUCCAACGGAAAUCCGAGGGAUUGCCCAGUCAAUCAGUUAUGCAAUGGCUAAUAUACUAAUGUUUGCUGCUGUCCAGAGCUUCAGAAGCCUCUCUGAUUUUCUAGGAGGAUCCUAUGCAAUUCAGUGGUUCUUCGCAGGCGUUUCUGUCGGCGCUGCAGUCUUCGUAUGGCUUCUACUCCCAGAAACUCACGGGAAGAAACUGUCCGAGAUUGAGGAAUACUUCCACACGAAUUUCGUGGCAGCAGGAGCUGAUGCCAAAGCGAAAAAACGCCGUGCCCAAAAACGAGCCCAACAGAAAGCCCAGAAUCAAGCCUCUGCGCCACUGAAUCCCAAACGUGCGGAUCAUGUUUAAAAAUGAUUUUUUUAAAUGAAAGUCUUUUCAAACACAAGAAAGUACAAUAGAGAAUAAUUAUGUUUCAUUCUGUCCUGAAAAAUUGAUCAAGUUAUGUUCGUAAUUUUUCAAAACACUCUUUUCAUUAAUUUUUCGUAGAUAGAAGCAAGAAUGAGUAUUAGGAUGAGAGCGUGACGUUUGAGGGGAAAUAUUGAACAAAAUAAUUUCGAAUGUUCCCUAAACGCAAAUGAUUAUAGUUCGUCCGUGAAGUGGCCUUCCUUAGAACAAAAAAUGAUAAUUCGAAUAAAUUGACUAUUUUGUUACGAAAUAAUUUACUUAAACGAACUAAAAUAAUUCAGUUUUUUCGGUUUUAUGACUGAAAUCCUCACGUGUUUUUUGUAUCUUAUUUAUCCGAAUUUUUAUACUAAAAAAUUGUGUAAAGUUUUAAAAAAUUUAGGGAACAAUGUGAUGUAUGUCCGACUCCCCUGAAUUAUUGAUUGUUGAAAAAAAUUUUGACGGAUGUAUUAUCUGACAAUAUUACCGUGAUUACGUCAACUGAGUAAUAAAAAUGCUUUAUCGAUUUUUGUAAA